Anopheles cruzii is the source of this 657-nucleotide messenger RNA. RefSeq lists its product as uncharacterized. The transcript has 2 exons. Bases 1 to 657 code for a protein of 218 amino acids. NCBI's taxonomy places the organism in Eukaryota, Metazoa, Arthropoda, Insecta, Diptera, Culicidae. The record is from RefSeq and is a predicted model, not a curated record.
AUGGUCGUAACGAUGAGUGCCGAAGUUCCGUCGUUGAAUUUCCUCGGCAGCAAAAGGGACAAGGUAUUUUUGGAGUGCGCUGGCCACGUUUACUCGGUCCCGGUGGACGAUGUGAAAAAUUUACCGCUGUUGGAUUCCUUUUCGAAGUCUUACUAUGCUCUGGAGGGCGAUUUCGCGCUGUAUGAGUCGCACAGGAGCAAAUCUUUGGCGGGCCCCGAAGCGAUGUCGGACCUAAAACGUGUCGCUUCCGAAUCGAGUUGCAGUGACGUUAGCAGCGCAUCGGACGCUGAGAAUCCACCGCUGGUGCGGUGCAGUGCAUCGAGGGGGUUGGCCGAGGCGAAGGAAGAGGCAACACGUUUGAUAGAUCUGUUGAUUCUUAAAAUCGAACAAAAUUGGUUGCGCGAGAAAUCGAAGGACGACAUGCUGGACACGGAAAACCCCACAGUCGACGAGGUGGUAGUGGAGAAGAAAGAUUCGGCAGUGCCAAGUUCUUUUCAUCCGGACGGUGACUAUAAAAUCGAAAGCUAUAGGGUUCAAAAUCUGGAGGUAUUGAAAUCGAAAUCGUUCAGAAAAAGUAAAAGCCAGACGCGGAUGGGAUUGCUGGAAAAUAUGCGUACCCUGGUCGAGAGGUUGAAAGAUCUGGAAAAAUUGGAAUAG